Molecule: messenger RNA, 1016 nt
Organism: Physeter macrocephalus (sperm whale)
Lineage: Eukaryota; Metazoa; Chordata; Mammalia; Artiodactyla; Physeteridae
Product: myomegalin
Exons: 6
Coding region: 141-1016 (291 amino acids)
Biological process (GO): regulation of Golgi organization; centrosome cycle; positive regulation of microtubule nucleation
Cellular component (GO): Golgi apparatus; centrosome
Molecular function (GO): molecular adaptor activity
Source: RefSeq, a predicted model, not a curated record
GCAGAGAUAAUGGGAAGGCCCAUGAUUUCAUAGGAUCUAUGAAAGCAUCAGCCUAUGAAAUGAAAGGUCCUCCCUCCCCGAUGGAAGAGUGUUCAUGACUCUUUAGACAUGAGUGAUGACAUAUUUCAGUUCCUGGAAUCAUGUUGGGUGUCAGCAAUGUUCAUCCUGCUUCCCCAGCCACAUUGCCAACCAACCAUUUAGAAGCCAGCUCUUCCCACUACCUCAACCCUGCCCAGCCCCUCUCUCCUCUGAGGGGCACCAUAGAACUGGGCAGAAUCCUCGAGCCUGGGUACUUGGGCAGCAGAGGCCAGUGGGACAUGAUGAGGCCUCAGAAAGGAAGCAUAUCUGGGGACCUAUCUUCAGGCUCCUCCCUGUACCAGCUUAACUCCAAACCCACAGGGACUGACCUGCUAGAGGAGCACCUCGGUGAAAUCCGGAGCCUGCGCCAGCGCCUGGAGGAGUCCAUCUGCAUUAACGAGCGCCUGCGGGAGCAGCUGGAACACAGGCUCAGCUCCACGGCCCGCGGAAGCGGACCCACCUCUAACUUCUACAGUCCAGGCCUGGAGUCCACACCUCAGCUCUGCAAUGAGAACAGAGUCCGUAGGGAAGAAAACCAGAAGCUUCAGACUCAGCUCAGUAAUGCUUCCAGAGCUGCAACACCAAAGAAAGAGCCCAAAGACAGUGACAGAAACAACAACGUUCAAAGGAUACAGAAUCUUACAAGUCCUAAACAAAGGGUCCUGGAGCGACGCUCCACAGUGUUCGGUAAACAGCAGGCAGAACAAGGCAGCAAUCUUCACUACUCGGGGGGAGAGUGCAUGAAAAGGGAGCUUCUGGAACUGAGAACCAAACUGUCCAAACAGGAGAGUCUCCUUCGGAGCACAGCUGAGCAUCUGAAGGCCGCCAACCAACAGAAGGAGAGCAUGGAACAGUUUAUCUUCAGCCAGUGUGGGUGCCCCCAGCCCGGGAAUGGGACAGGAAAUGGGGGUCCUUCUGGGUCGCCACCUGUGCUGUGA